Pleuronectes platessa (European plaice) is the source of this 2323-nucleotide messenger RNA. RefSeq names its product CDK5 regulatory subunit associated protein 1 (gene cdk5rap1). The coding region runs from base 222 to 2042 and encodes 606 amino acids. The transcript is spliced from 13 exons. The record is from RefSeq and is a predicted model, not a curated record. Gene Ontology annotation, molecular function: tRNA-2-methylthio-N(6)-dimethylallyladenosine(37) synthase activity; 4 iron, 4 sulfur cluster binding. NCBI's taxonomy places the organism in Eukaryota, Metazoa, Chordata, Actinopteri, Pleuronectiformes, Pleuronectidae. Gene Ontology annotation, biological process: tRNA modification; negative regulation of cyclin-dependent protein serine/threonine kinase activity. Gene Ontology annotation, cellular component: mitochondrion; cytosol.
AUCAGAGGAAGAACAAUAAGCCGAAGAAGAAGCAUGGAGAUACUCCUCUUGACAUUGACACAUGCACACUGCUCGAGUGACAUGUAGCUCACACACAGUAACUUCUAUAGUUUGGAAAAACAUGGGACCCAAUGACAGACAUUAAUUUGUGCUGCAGCUACUGACUGGGUUGUUCGAGCUUAACCCUGCAGCUGUAGCUCCUCGUGCUAAAGCUACUCAUAAUGGGGUUCCUCCUCAGGACUGUAAAACCCUUGUUUACUUCCCCACAACACUGGAGACCUGCCAGGUGUUUCCAACACAGGAGCUGCUCUGGUCGAGCUAAACCAAGCGUCACCUCCACAGAGAGGGGGACAGCAGCCGGAGACACGUUCAGGACCCAGCUGUCCUCUGGUCCAAGUCUCCAGGAUUUCAUCAGAGCAGUGUCUGUGAAGCAGACUCCCGCUGCAUGUGGAGAAGACUCGGACUCAUCCGGAUAUCUCCCCGAGGACCUGGUGAGGGGCGAUCAGAGGAGAGUGUAUUUUGAAACCUAUGGCUGUCAGAUGAACGUGAAUGACACGGAGAUAGCCUGGUCCAUUCUGCAGAGGAAGGGAUAUCUACGCACGCUGGAUUUAAACGAGGCAGAUGUUGUGCUUCUGGUGACGUGCUCUAUCAGAGAAAAAGCUGAACAAACCAUUUGGAAUCGAUUACAGCAACUCACAGCUAUGAAGAGGAGACGGUUGAAGAGCCAAACACCGAUGAAAAUCGGUAUUUUAGGCUGCAUGGCAGAGAGGCUGAAGACUGAGCUUCUGGAGCGGGAGAAGCUGGUGGAUGUUCUCGCCGGGCCGGACGCCUACCGGGACCUUCCCCGCCUCUUGACGGUGGCUGAUGGAGGUCUUCAGGCGAGCAACGUGCUGCUGUCCUUAGAGGAGACCUAUGCUGACAUCAUGCCCGUCCACGUUGCUCCUCAAGGAUACAGCGCUUUCGUGUCCAUCAUGCGAGGCUGUGACAACAUGUGCAGUUACUGCAUUGUUCCCUUCACUCGGGGCCGAGAGAGGAGUCGACCUGUUAGCUCCAUCCUUGAGGAAGUUCAAAUGCUCUCUGACCAGGGUGUGAAGGAGGUGACAUUGCUCGGUCAGAAUGUGAACAGCUACAGAGACACGUCAGAGGAGCAGUUCUGCAGCUCCGACCUGACCACGCUCAGCCGGGGCUUCAAGACGGUGUAUCGCACAAAACAGGGAGGCCUGCGCUUCUCCGACCUGCUGGACCGAGUGUCACACAUCGAUCCCGACAUGAGGAUCAGAUUCACCUCCCCUCAUCCCAAGGAUUUUCCUGAUGAGGUUCUGCACCUGAUUGCGGAGCGAGGGAACAUUUGUAAUCAGAUUCACCUUCCAGCCCAGAGCGGGAGCAGCAGGGUGCUGAAUGCAAUGCGACGUGGCUACACGAGAGAAGCUUAUCUUGAUCUGGUGAAAAACGUUAAGAGAAUUAUUCCAGAGGUGGCUCUCAGCAGCGACUUCAUCUCAGGCUUCUGUGGUGAAACGGAGGAGGACCACCAGCAGACUCUGUCUCUGAUCAGAGAGGUGGGCUACAACGUGGGAUUCCUCUUUGCCUACAGUAUGAGGAAGAAAACCCACGCCCACCAUCGGCUGGAAGAUGACGUGCCAGCGGAGGUGAAGCGGCGGAGGCUGGAGGAGUGUAUCGGUGUGUUCAGGGAGGAAGCUGCCAGGGUCAACGCUGCUCUCAUCGGCAGCACACAGCUGGUCCUGGUGGAGGGACAAAGUAAAAGAUCAGUGGAGGACCUGUGUGGGAGAACUGAAGGCAACGUGAAAGUGAUUUUCCCCAAAGAGGAUGUUGCUGUUCAGGCUGCAGAAUCCACCACUGCACCGAUCAACGCUGGAGACUAUGUGCUGGUGAAGAUAUCGUCGGCCAGCUCCCAGAGCCUGAAAGGUCGAGCCCUCAGUGGCAGGUCCCUGAGAGGCUCGGUGAACCAGUGUGAGACUGUGACCAGGCACCAGGUUGAUGCACGUGUGGCCUCAGACACGGCCAGGAUUGAAACCUGCCACUGAUCAAUUCAGGUGACUUGACAGGAAACCAACUCUUGACAUGAUCCUCCUUCUCUUGAUUUGAGGACAUCACAGACAUUUUGUUCAUCUUACGGUCACACCGAACUGCUCUGAUGAGCUACUGAAACCUGUAAGAUUUGUUAUUUAUAUAGUCAGCCUGUCUAUGCUAUGUGUAUGUACAUAUUGAACUGCACAGGUUACUGAAACUUUUUUGGACCAUGUGUAUUAAAAAAAUAGAUUGUUUUGCCACAUGCUUUGUUUUUUUGGGGGGAGAUUCUCUUAAA